CAGAUUUCAAAAGAAGACGAAUUCUCGUACUUCGCAAAGAGAUUUUAUGGCAAACAGCAGCUGUCACUUCUCAAAAUGUCUGACAUCGAUGACCUACUCAACUACGAUGAAAAUGAACUGGGCGAUGAGGAGGACUUGGUCGCCAAUGAGGAUGAGCUGUUGUUGUCAGACGAGGAGACUAGCCCCACAAAGUCCCCCGCCACGUGGGAGACGCUCAGUGCCGUCUCAUCACAGCCCAGCACGCAACCGGACUACGCGGUCGUCCGGGAGCAGGUGGACAGUAGUACGCACGCCAACGCGGCUCCGGAAGCUGAAGUCACGACCACAGAUGAUCAGCUCGAGGUGUCGGCGGGUGAGUGCCAGUCGCAGAAGAACGGUGAAGUGUCCUCCACGAUAAAGGACGUCGUAGAGAGCGUCCCAGCGCCGCAAAUUGCAGAGUCCUGCACGACAGAGGAGCCGCAGUCGCAGGAGACCAGCGAAUAUCCGUCGUCAGAGACAGGAACGGCCACAGGGACAGAUGAUGUGAUCGAUCUGGACUAUAGCUAUACAGAUGGAGAUAUUGAAGAUUCAGACGAACAGAGUGAGAGGAGGAACCCAAAAACAGCCGCCGAGAGGGAGAAUCUAGCGCUGGAUAGUGAUGAGCAUCAGUUCAGCCAUGGAAGACCAGUGCGAGGUUUCCCGAGGCGCUUGAGGGGCUCUCCGAGUGGCCGUGGCAUCUCUGGACGCUUUCCUCGCGGUCCGCCUGGAUUCCCUCACUAUCGCCAGCCACUGCCGAAUGAGAAUUUCAACCCACAGACGCCGCAAAUAGUGCCGGACUUCCAAUUCCGCGGCGCAGCGCCAGAUCACGGCCCGCCGACGUCAACAGACUUCUGCCCGCCGCCCAUCUCGUCGGGCUACCGGCCGGAAUUCCGCGGCCCACAGCCUUUCGGCAUGCGAGGCCCGUUCGAACCUAAGCCGCCCGGCGGAGCGAUGUUCGGGCCGACGAUGGACAGUCAAUUCCGAGGGCCGCGCGGAAUGGAAUUCGCACCGCGCGGCAAUCGCCACCAAUUCCGGCCGUUCAAUCCGAACGGCGUCAGGCCGUCCUUCAGGCCCAACAUGCCGCGUAUGCCGCCGCGCAUGGACGGCAUGCGGCCGCCAUUCGUUAGCAGUCAGGCGUCGACGUCCUUUCCCGCGCCACCGCGACCGGCGCAGUCAUAUCCGGGGCCGCAGAACCCUAUGGCGAUACAGCAGUCGUCGAAGAUGCCGCGCAAGGUGCUGAUCAACCCGAACUUCAAGGGCGGCGUCGAGGCGGCCACGACGCAACUGAUGAUGGACACGCUGCAGCACCCGCAGUUCAUCAACUCCAUCAGCACCCACGUGUCGCACCUGCACAGCGACGAGGAGCUGCUGCGGCAGCAGGAGGAGUUCAUCAACAAGAACCGCAUGCACAUCGAGAAGCGGCGCCACGAGCGAUCGCCCGAGCGCGACAGAGAGCGCGAUCGCGACUACUCUUCGCCGCCGCCACGGCGCCGCGCGCCGAGCAGAGAGAGGCAGGCCAGGGGCGGCUGGCGCAACAGGAGGGAGUCGCCGGACAGGGGCGCGGAGUGGAGGCGGCGAAGACGAAGUGCGAGUCCGGAGCGGAGUAAGGACGAGAAGAGGGACAAGGCGCCGGAGGAUGAGGACGAAGAGACGCGAGAGUACAGAAUACAGAUUGAGAAGCAGAAGGCGAUGCGAGAGAAGAUUCUGCGCGACAAAGAGAUGCGAAGGCGAAAGGCGGCCGAGGAGAAGGCGAAAGUUGAGCAUCAGCAGCAACAACAGCAGCAAGUGGUGGAGAAGAAGCCUCUUGAGCCUGCGCCGGCGCCACAGAAACUCACGCCUCUGGUCGUGACGGAGAGCAAAAUCAUCUCGCUGAAGCGCAAAGCUGAGACAUCCAAUCUCGCGCCUGUGGCCAGUAAACAGGCGGCGAACAGUGGCGAAGAGUUGCCUGACUAUGCGGACGAGGACGAUGGGACACCGUCACCGCCGCCGCCGCGCACACACACGCCGCCACAGCCGCCGACGUCUAGCUCGACGACGCCACAGCGGCGCCUGGUGCUGAAGCCGACUUUGGACAACCAGAAGAUGAGCUACGCAUUCGCGGCGGACUCGACAGAGGCGGCGGCGAAGCCGAAAGGCAUCUUCGAUCGGCUGGAGAAGAAGAUCAGCGUGACUGACGCGGCGAAAAGGAAGAUUCAAAGAAUUGUGAUCAACAAUAUGGACUUGAAGAAGAAAGCAAAACUUUUAUUGUACGGACGUGAGAAAGCUAAAUAAGCAAUCAAAAUGAAUGAGAAAAAGCGGGAAAUGAGACAACUUUUAGGGAUAUUCUUUUCUAUUAUUCUUUUUUCUCUUAUUUGUAUAACAUGUUUUUUUCCUCGCUUUUUUGCUUGACUACCAAACAAAACUCUAGUGCAUUAUAUUAACAUCACCAUCAAUGUUUUCUUUGACUGAUGAUUGAAUUCUGGAAAUUCUUUUUUUAUUAGAAAGGAAAUGAAAAUAGCAUAAAAAUUUGGUAGUUGAACAGAAUUUUUCUUUGUUCUUAAAGUAGAAUUUUUCAUUUAUAGUAAUUAUAUUUUUGCCCAAUGUUUUCUCAAAAAUAGUCAGAGAAUUUGUAGUGAGAAAGAGAAGCAAAAGUGUGUGUAUAAUUUACGAUUAUAGAGGAAAAUGAGAGAGAGAGAGAAAGAGCGUAUUUAGGGCAUUAACUUACGAUUAUAACUUCUAACUUAAGAUUACACAGAGAAAAUGAAGAGUUUUCAAUAAAAGGUCUUACAUAAAAAAAAAUUUUGAUGUGUAACAAAAACACUCAUACAACAAUUACUAUAUUUGUAAACAGUUUUCUUUUUUUUCGUAUGACUAGAAUUAAUGAUUAUAUAGUGAAAAAGAAUAUUUUAUAGUGUUUAAGGCAAGAGAUAUAAUUAUAUUGUAUGGACGAG
Messenger RNA from Phlebotomus argentipes, 2948 nucleotides. RefSeq names its product serine/arginine repetitive matrix protein 1. The coding region runs from base 76 to 2289 and encodes 737 amino acids. The transcript is spliced from 5 exons. Gene Ontology annotation, molecular function: RNA binding. NCBI's taxonomy places the organism in Eukaryota, Metazoa, Arthropoda, Insecta, Diptera, Psychodidae. The record is from RefSeq and is a predicted model, not a curated record.